GUCUGCGCGCUCAGGAGGCUCUUCCGAGCCUGCGCGCGUGCGCCUGGGGACAAGGGGAAGCGCGGGGCCGGCGCUGGGAGAUGUACAAAUUCAGACGAGCCGCCCGUCUGUAAACGCAGCCCGCGGGGAGCCGGGAGGCGGGGAGGAGCGCGGCGGCCCCGCUUUCCCGCCAAGUGCAGCCGGAGGACAGACAGCCAUGCGUGUCCUUGGCGCCAGGGUCCCCGCCCAUCCGCCGCGCGCGCCCGCCACCCGCCCCACGCACGCGCACACGCACACGCACACGCGCCCGUCAUCGGCGUGGGACCCGGUGGCCGCUGGCAUGGCAGGAAAACAAAGCUGCGGCUGCGAGGUGCAGCGCGGAAAACCACGGCCCAGGCGGCCCGGCGCAGGGCCGGGGGACCAGCGUGGCGGCCCCGGGCGCCCCUGGCUUUCCUGCGCCGAGAGGCGAGGGGCGGAUCGCCGGCCGCCCGGGAGGGGCGAGUGUGCACGGAGGUGCCGGUCCCCGCCCGGUGCGGGCACGCACACGCCGGCCCGGCGCAAAGCCCCCCUGCACCCCGCGAUAGGGGACCCAGGCCGAACCCGGCACGGCUGGAGCCUCCGCUCCCUUUCCACAGACAAUGCAGUCGGAAGGCUGGCCUGUUCCAGCAAGCCUUUCCCGGCCUCCUCUCUCAGCGGGAAAAACUCGAACCCCUGCAUACGAGCCUUGGCCUACAGGGCUCCAAAGAUAAGCCCCAGACCCGAUCUCGGAAAGAUGCUGAUCUCUCCUCUCACUCGCAGCGCCAGCCUCGGGGCUCCUCAGCCCGAGCACCUACUAGCGCGCGCGCACACACUCACACGGCACUCCCAUCACAUUAAAACGCGCGCUCCCGGCACUGUUGUUCACGAAGCCGACGCGCAUAAUGAGUGCACAGGUAAAUAGGUACAGGGGAGCAGCCCUCACCUGUCGGAAGCACAAUUUGCCUCUUCCUACUGGGAAUAUGUGGAGCUUAUCGUGUUUUAGCAAUGAUAUGCUGUUCUUUGUGGUUUUCCCCUCCCCUUCUUGCAGAGAGAAGCCCAAAGGGCAGGGGGGGGAAUCAAAACCAAAAACGAAAACCUGUUCCAUUGUCAGUCUUCUUUCUGAUAAGCUACCGAGCAGUGUUCUACAAGACUUAGGGGUGCGUUCGGUAUGUUAGCUGUUGUUUCCGUUUUGUGGUUUUGGGGUGUGACUUCCUGGGGGAAGCAAAAGAACUUGUAUUUGGUGCGGCUGGAGGCCAGGACGACAAUCCGCUCGCGGGGCGGGCUGCAGAAGGCGCGCCUUGUGCUUCCCCGGGGCUGCACCGGCGCCUGCACCUCGCCUGGGCCGGCCGGCUGCACCAGCUCGCGCAGACUGGCGGGCUCCGCGGCGGCCGCUCCGUGUUUUCCCCCAUCCCGGCUUCACGUUCAAGGUUUAGCUGCGAGGUCACGUCCAUUGACGUCAGCUCCCUGUCUCCCUCUACGUCCGGCUACAUUUACAUACAUCAAGGAAAUUAGGGCAUUAAAAAAAUAUGCAAAUCCUGAGCGGAGAGGAGCGGGAGCAUUCUUGGCGCGAUCGCCUUUUAUUGAAGGUUUUAAUUAAAGAGGCCAGUUGGCGAGCCCCUGAAACAACCGCCAAAACCCCCUAAAAGAGAAAAAUAAACGCUGUAGCCUUCGGGAACAGUUGUUUCUGCUGCUGUUCUGUGGGCGGCUGAGGACCGCCGGCUGCCGGGCUCGGAGAAGAACAGGGAGACCACAAGACGAUCUGGUGAACCACGACUCUGUACACCUGGUUAAAGGAUUAUUAUUGCUGUGCGGUUAUAAGCCUAUCCGGGGGCAUAAAGAAUCCCUGAACAUUACAGUGCUGAACAUUUGGCACGUUUCAGGAUCCACGGACUUGCUAAAUCUUAUUCCAAACUGAGGCUGAGAAAACGGUGCUAGCUUUUGCUCACCAUAGUUUUGAAGGAAAAUGGAACAAGCAAAGUUGUUCUUGGAAAACUAGGUUAAUUGAAGGCAAAUAAAGAUAUUCCCCUUCAGCAGAAGGAGCUGGUUAGGAAGUACAUCAAAUGAGGGCCAUGUUAUACAAAUGCCAGUGGGUUUCUCAAGAGUCUUUGGAAGAGCAAUGAAAGGAGAGGAAGUAGGAAGAAGACCCCAGCCCAGCCUGCACUGGUGGGUUCCUGGGCCAGGAGCAAACCCCGGGCACCAGGCGUACCCCACUCUCCUGUGUCCACACUGUCUGAGGCUGGGUUUCCGAGGAGGAGGAGCUGAGUUCUGUCCAGUGGAUCAACCACAGGUUUAGAAAUGGGGGAUCUGUAUUCGGGCUGCCUUCAGACUCUAGCACUAUAUCACCACGUACCACUCCAGUGUGCUGGAGCUAGAACCUCCCCCCUUUUCACUACUUAACCAUUGCAUAAUAAUUACAUUGCCCUGCUUAUUGAACACUAAAAGAGAAUUUGCACCUCUUUCUUUGCAGUUAUUGGCCAGUGUUCCAUUCUAAUGAGGUCCCCGGAUUGGGCUCUAUGGAGGAGGGAGGGGGAGCUUGGUAAAGUUCAGCUCUGAAAUGCAGAACAAAUCCUAUAAAAGAAAGUAAUCGAUUAUCUGAUAGGUAGAGGAGGACAAAAGAACUUGGGGCCAUGUUUAAGUAGGCCUCAGCAGUUUGCAAAAACUUUUCUUUAUAUUUGACACAGAAAACUUCAUAAAUUGCAUUUCUUUCUCUUCUUUUCUCUUUUUCUUCUUUCUUUCAUUUUCUUUCCAGCUUUUAAAUCAUCUCCAACCUGGGAGAUUUUCUUUUCUUUUCUAGUGAAAUGCUCCCGGAAGGCUUGGAUUAGACACCAACUAGCCACAAAUGCCCCAACAAUGAAUAAGCUGCGCCCAGACGUGUGGAGCCGUGUGGAGGGACCGGACCGGACCACAGCCCCCAGCUGUACCUGGUUCGGCGAUGAGGUCUUGCCAGCCCCAUACCAUUAGAUGUGAAAGGUGACUUGAAAACAUGACGUGAUUCUGGGCAAAAUCAUUGUGUCCUGUUGGCAAGAAGAUGUAGUUAUAUUCCCAAGUUCUGCUCAGGAACAGCCGGCCACAUGUCGGGGCUGACCCUUGAGAUGAGACAGGAUCCGUCCAGCACAUGGGAUUCAUGAAGAAACUCAUGUGUUUGGGGAGAGGGGAUGGGGUUUGGGGGUCGCCUCUCCAUUCUUCUUGCUGAGGGCUCCUGUGAUAAUCAGUGGCUCUGGCAGCCGCCUGGCAAACAAGGAUAAUUCAUCACCAAACAAUUUUCACUCUGACAUAGUUUAAUGAGCUCAUUUAAACUUUGCUUUUACAAAAAAUUUUUUCCCUGAUAAUGUUAAUCUUCUCCCUGCUAUUCCUUACAACUUAAUUUUUUUUUUUUUCACUUCUUGGUCGGCCUUGCAGGGAGUUGUGCUGCAGUUAACACAGAGGUAGAGGGCAUCGGUGGGUCAGCACGAGCCUUUUGGGCAGUAAGGUACCCCUGCUCCUGGAGCGACCCCAUGAGAGGCACAUCCUCACGUGUGUGGUGUGCUCCUCCUCACAGGUAUGACAUUUUGUCUGAAUUCCAUAGUCUGAGUUCAGGGGUCCACACACAGACUCCUAACUUCUGGCCACAGUCCUGAAUUCACAGCCAUAACUCUACUGAUGUUUGGUUUUAACCUUUUGAAAAUCAUCUUUAAUGAGUACUUCUUUCAAAAUUAAAGAAGCAGAUUCAAAAUUAGACUUCGAGUUGGUCUCUUCCAAGUUACUCUUUUAUCUUUCAAAAUGAAGCCCGCACCCUCGAAUUCAGCCUUUGAUCUCUUCCGGCCCUGCUCGUCCUUGGCACUCUAAGCUUUCAGACCAGCCUUGGGCAUUGCAAGCAGUGUCCGGAGUCACUGACAGUUUGGAGCAGAAGAGGUCACCAUUCCGAAAUUUUCUUCUCUUCCUGCCUCAUAAAUUGGAGGUUGACAUUGUUUGAACCCCCCUUCUCCAGAUUACAGACAUGGGUAAAAUGUUUUCACGAUUCUCCUCGGUGAGCCCCGGGGUCCUGCCUCUCAGAAGGGGUUGGGGCGCGCUCCCGCGGGCUGCUUUUCGCAGACCUGUGCCGGCAGCCAGGUUCCUGGCAGGUAACUACCCAGAGUGAGGAGGAGCUCCGAGACCCUGCUGAGGGGAGGUCACCUCCAUCUCGAUUUUGCAUCCAAACUCACACCCAGCCAGGAUCUCGGGGUCGGCAGGCUAACAAAAGGCAGAGUCCUCGAAUCGAAACCCCACGGUUUCUACCCAAGGGCCUUGGCCAGGAAACAGCGGGCCAGGGCGGCUGGAGAACCGCGGCCUCAGGUGCGGCUUUCCCCGGGUCCCCAGCUGUGGCCGGCAGCUCUCCGGGCCACUCUGACCUCCGUGGCCAUCGAGCUGGUUCUUUUCCCGCAAACAACACCUGCUGCCAGAUCCAGUACACCUGACACCAGAUGUAG
Molecule: messenger RNA, 4442 nt
Organism: Heterocephalus glaber (naked mole-rat)
Lineage: Eukaryota; Metazoa; Chordata; Mammalia; Rodentia; Bathyergidae
Source: RefSeq, a predicted model, not a curated record